Rhizopus microsporus ATCC 52813 is the source of this 787-nucleotide messenger RNA. RefSeq names its product 60S ribosome subunit biogenesis protein NIP7. Gene Ontology annotation, biological process: ribosomal large subunit biogenesis; ribosome assembly. NCBI's taxonomy places the organism in Eukaryota, Fungi, Mucoromycota, Mucoromycetes, Mucorales, Rhizopodaceae. The transcript has 5 exons. The record is from RefSeq and is a predicted model, not a curated record. Gene Ontology annotation, cellular component: nucleus; nucleolus; preribosome, large subunit precursor. Gene Ontology annotation, molecular function: RNA binding. The coding region runs from base 11 to 553 and encodes 180 amino acids.
CCACAAACAAAUGCGUCCCUUAACCUCAGAAGAAACGACAACUCUUUUCGAGAAGCUUGCAAAAUAUAUUGGAUCCAACAUUAAGCAUUUAAUCGACAGACCUGAUGAGACGUAUUGCUUCCGUUUACAAAAGAACAAAGUCUAUUAUGUCAGUGAAUCUAUGGUGAGAAUGGCAGUGAGUGUGGGACGUGAUCAGCUUGCAUCAGUGGGUACUUGCUUUGGCAAGUUCACAAAGACUGGAAAGUUCAAAUUACACAUUACGGCACUUGAUUAUUUAGCACAGUAUGCAAAGUACAAGAUCUGGAUCAAACCAAAUGGUGAAAUGCCUUUUCUUUAUGGUAAUCAUAUUGUCAAAGCUCAUUUAGGUAGAAUUACAGAUGACACACCUGAACACACUGGUGUUGUCAUCUUUUCCAUGUCUGAUUCACCACUGGGAUUUGGUGUGACAGCACGAUCAACAGUAGAUAUGAAAAGACUUCAGCCUACAGACAUUAUCGUGUUCCAUCAAGCUGAUGUUGGGGAAUACCUUCGUGAUGAAGAUACACUGUUUUAAUUAUGGAUUUGUAAAAUAUAAAAUCAAUUUUAGAGUUGUAUAAAAAAAUUUUUGUUCAUGAUGCCAUUGAUGACACUUGUCGUGUAACCUAUGCAUUAGUAUGACAUUACCAUAGUUUCAGCCCUGAGUUAUACUUUGUUAAUACUUGUCCAAUUCGAUACAAUCUUUUUUCUUUGAUUGUUUCUUUUUUUUUUUGUUACUUUGUGGUAAAAAAGACCCAUUUUUAGAGUGCCG